Molecule: messenger RNA, 869 nt
Organism: Electrophorus electricus (electric eel)
Lineage: Eukaryota; Metazoa; Chordata; Actinopteri; Gymnotiformes; Gymnotidae
Source: RefSeq, a predicted model, not a curated record
UAACGACAGUUGGGCGGCACGUCAUACAGGAAAAAUGGCGACCUUCGUAACGUGUUGAGGAGCGCUCGUUUCAGGGCCGUUUCGUUCACUUUUUCCACUCAGAAAGCUUCGGGUGUGCUGCGUUUGAAGCUAGUGGUCGCUGUGUUGGCGUGACGAUGGCCGGGAUACAGGACAAGGUCGCCAGGCUGCUGAGUAGGGAGAGGGGCAGGCCCGCCCUGAAGCCCACCAGGCCGCUGGUCCUGAAGGACGAGGUGUCCAACCGCAGGAUGAAGAGAGGGGAGGCCUCGUGUGUCACAGAAAUGUCUCUGCUGAUGGCUUGCUGGAAGCAACAUGAAUUCAACAACGCGCUCUGCUCCAGUGAAGUCUCAGCGUUCUACAGAUGUGUAGAAAAUGCGCAGACAGAGAGGAGGAACCAAGCAAAGAAUUUGGCCCUUGGCCAAGGAGGAAGACUGCUGCCAAAACAAGCCAACAAGCUACUGAAACGGCACCCCAACUUGACCAGAGAGAUCUAGAUCCAGCACUGUGGACAUACUCAAUCCACAGACGUCUUGCUGUGAGAGACAGGUGCCAGAACACGCUGUGAUUGAGGUGUAAAUCGGCAAACCUACACUGGCAAAAAGACAUUGAAGCAGUGGGUUUUUUUCCUGAGGAAUUAAAUCAUAAUUAAUCACACCAUCAACAGCAGCAGAUACUUGCUAAGUAAAGUACUUGAUCUGAAGCACAGGCUUGUGGACCCCCUCUAUUACUACAGUCAUUUGACACAUUUCUCAAAGGUAACUCUGUAAAGCAGUGCAUGACCAGCCUUGGUGUGGUUCCGAGUCUGCAAUCUCUGAAAGCUUGUUACUUGAAUAAAUUGUUUUAAAAUAUUA